This is a messenger RNA of Phlebotomus argentipes, 1884 nucleotides long. RefSeq lists its product as uncharacterized. The transcript has a single exon. The record is from RefSeq and is a predicted model, not a curated record. Gene Ontology annotation, molecular function: protein dimerization activity. NCBI's taxonomy places the organism in Eukaryota, Metazoa, Arthropoda, Insecta, Diptera, Psychodidae. The coding region runs from base 1 to 1884 and encodes 627 amino acids.
AUGUCGGGGCGAAAAACUUCUGAAAAAUAUCAGAAGUUCAGAUUUGAAUUAGUGAUUGAAGAAGGACAAUACCUGGCAUUGUGCUUAAUUUGCAAAAAGACAUUAAAAAAUACCACGGAACAAAGGUUAAAGACCCACAGAGCAAAAUGUGCAAUGGUGAACUCGAAGGAUGCUGUUACAAAGUCAACUGAGCCACCAAUUUCUGAUCAAGCGGAAUCUCCUGGACCCAGCUCUCAAACGUCACAGAAUGCGUCCCCUGCUACUGUUGCGUGUGAUAUUUCAUCACAAGCUGCAUCUUCGUCAUCGUCAACCGUUCAAGCCUUGAAACGAAAAGGAGAGUCAUUACAAGGAGGACCAAGGAGAAAGGAUCAAAAGAUGGAUAACUUCGUUGACUCCAUUUCCAAAAAUGAGAUCGGUAAGAUCACCAUGUCGAUUGCCAGAUUUGUUUUUCAAGCAAAUCUGCCGCUAUCAGUGGUUGAGCAUCCGGCAUUUGUGGAAAUGUGGCGCAAUGCAAGGCCAUCAUACGCAAAGCACAUCCCAACACGGAAGAUGAUUUCCACGACUCUACUCGAUCAAGUGUAUGAGGAAAACAUCGAGUCUUCCUCAAAUGCUUGUGGGAGUGAGUCGGUUUUGCUAAUUGAUUCCUGGAAAAACUCUUCCAAUAUGAAAGUAUUGGCCUUUCUUCUUCAAACCACUGAAGAUAAAGCCGUGUUUUUAGAUGCAUAUAAUGUUUCUACUGACUCAGAGACCGGAGACUUCCUGAUGAGAAAGGUGCAAUUGGCGAAAAAGACAGCUUUAGAAAAAUACAAAUGCACUAUAUAUUGCGUGGUGUCUGAUAAUGCCAGUAAUAUGGUGAGAAUGGGAAAAGAUGUUGCUCAUGACAUGUUGCAUUUUACUUGCAAUGCACAUUCUGCUAAUUUACUUGGAAAAGAUCUGAUGGAAACAAACAAAACCCUCGCUGAAAAUGUGAUGAAGAUCUUGAAAGAGUUUAAGAACUCUGGAUUGGAAGCGAAAGUCGUGGAAAAGGGAGGACAAAGGAUAAAACUCAUAUGUGGAACAAGGUGGUGCUCUUACCGAGAUUCGUACAAAUGCCUCAUUGAUAAUCUGCAAUAUAUGAAAACUAUUUGCGCAGAAGAGAAACAAAUGCGGCAGGACGUUGUUACUCUUUUGUAUAAUUCAGAUUUCAUUCAGGAAGUCAAUAAGUACAUACGUAUUUUCGAUCCUGUUUGCGAGACAAUUAAUCUGUGCCAAAAGAGUGAUUUUUCAUUAGCAGAAGCAGCUGACUUGUGGUUGGGAUUGAAAACGAAGUUUCCACCUGAAUAUGAAAAAAUUUGGAAACCACUAUUGAAAAAGAGAAAGGCGAAAGUCUUGAAUGCGCAGAUGCUCACUGCCCAUUUUCUACAUCCUUGGUUAAAGAAGGAAGCCCUGAAUUCAGAACAAAUGAAGAUAGUUGAUUCCUAUCUUGUAAAAACUCUUGUGAAAACAUCGGAUGGAUUGCAAAGCCUGGUAGAUUACAAGGAGAAAAGAGGGCUGUUCGGAACUCUGUUUGAGAACGAAGUGGGGAACCCUAGCGGGGCAUUGCUCUUCUGGAAAACAAGCAAAACACAACAUCCGACCCUCGCAAAACUUGCCAUUAGGCUUCUCAAAAUCCCAGCGAGUACUGGCCAAAUUGAGAGGGCAUUCUCUCAAUGGGGAAUUGUGCAUUCUCAAAGGCGAAAUCGCCUUAAUUUUGAAAGAUCCAAGAAAUUAUUACAUAUUUAUUAUGCGGCUAAAUUGGACCAAAUGUUGAUAAGAUCACCAAAUCAAGAAAUCAGCGAAAUUCAAUCGGAGGACACGGACGAGUUGGACUGCGAAUCAAAUUUGGACCUGUUUGAAGAUCUUUAA